Molecule: messenger RNA, 1074 nt
Organism: Colletotrichum higginsianum IMI 349063
Lineage: Eukaryota; Fungi; Ascomycota; Sordariomycetes; Glomerellales; Glomerellaceae
Product: Methyltransferase domain-containing protein
Exons: 7
Coding region: 1-1074 (357 amino acids)
Molecular function (GO): methyltransferase activity
Source: RefSeq, a predicted model, not a curated record
AUGUUCCGUGGCCUCGAUUCUGCCCCCGAGACUAUCAUUGAUCAUGAGGUCGAAAUUACUGCAGACAAUACAGUAUCUUGGGAUUAUCAGUUUGGUUUUGAACACUCCGUUGGGGCUGGCGGUUAUUCGUCUGAUCCAGCAUUCGGUCCAGCUUCUUCCAGCAAGAGUGCAGCGGCAUCGGUAUUUGAGUACAGGCAGGAGAAUGGAAGGACAUACCACGCCUACAAAGAGGGCAAAUACAAGCUCCCCAAUGAUGAGAGAGAGAACGACCGACUUGACCUACAGCACAAUCUUAUCCUUCUCACCUUCAAUGACAGGCUCGGUAACGCUCCGCCCAAUAACCCAGGCGCCAAGGUCGGAAGGGUCUUGGACGUCGGCGCCGGGACGGGUAUCUGGGCCAUCGACUUUGCCGACGAGCACCCAGAGAGCGAAGUCCUCGGCUUUGAUCUCUCGCCCAACUUCCCAGAGUACACGCCGCUCAACGUAAGAUUCGAGGUUGACGAUCUCGAGGAGCCUUGGAUAUACUCGCGGCCCUUCGACUACAUCCAUAGCCAGAUGAUGAACGGGUCUGUCAAUGAUUGGGACGUUUACGCCAAGAAGUGCUUUGACAACCUGAACCCGGGCGGCUGGGUCGAAAUGAACGAAUGCAACAUCAAGCCCGAAUGUGACGACGGUACCCUAAGAGAAGACUCCAUGCUUCUCCGGACCGCCAAACUGGUUCAGGAGGCAUCCGAAAAGUUUGGGCGGCCAGCCAAGGACAUGAAGGAGCUGAAGAAUGUCUUGAUCGACGCCGGUUUCGUGGACGUGAGGCUCAUGCAGUACAAGUGGCCCACCAACGACUGGCCGAGGGAGCAGAGAUACAAGGAAAUCGGCAUGUGGAGCCACGACAACGCGGUGUCCGGCUGGGAGGGGCUCUGCAUGACGAUGCUCACCAGGGCACACGGCUGGAAGGCCGCUGAAGUGAUUAUUGCCAUGGCGCAGUGCCGCAAGGAGCUCAAGGACAGGAGCAUUCACGCCUACUACCCUCUAUACUCGGUCUAUGGCAGGAAGCCUACGGAGGAAGAGUUGGCAUGA